Messenger RNA from Coregonus clupeaformis (lake whitefish), 1895 nucleotides. RefSeq names its product coiled-coil domain-containing protein 3-like. The transcript has 3 exons. Gene Ontology annotation, biological process: negative regulation of gene expression. The record is from RefSeq and is a predicted model, not a curated record. Lineage: Eukaryota; Metazoa; Chordata; Actinopteri; Salmoniformes; Salmonidae. Gene Ontology annotation, cellular component: extracellular region. The coding region runs from base 517 to 1389 and encodes 290 amino acids.
CUUGGGGCAGUCUGAUUGGUUGGAGAGAUCUUUGAGAAUGAAGUGGCUUUGAGGAGCCUUGAGGAAUGUGUUUGAAUGGGACUGGACUUGCGCUGCAUCGGGCUCAAAAAAUGCGCACUUAAACACUGGGUCAUAACAUUGGAUUAUCUGUCUGUGGAUAUCCUUGAAGCUCUCUGUCUUUAACGGAAUUAACAGCUGACUAACGGACUCCACUGCUCAAGGGGACCCAGAUUAAAAACCGGGAGCAGGUCUAUUUCUCUCUCUGUGUGAUCUGUCAUAUAGUUUUCACCCAACUUUUUACUGGAACCAGUUACAUUUUAUUUGACUAUAAUUCAACGGUACGAUCACAGUGCCAUUAUUAUAUGCCCCUAUCACUGGAUAUAAAGGAACUUAACUUUUAAUUGCAAAAAAGUUGGAUUUAUUUACAGAAAAAGUUUUAUCGUAUUUGUGCCCGAGUGGGGUAACGAAUAACAGCAGUACCAAAAUUGAAAGACAGGAAUUACAUGCACACCAGACAUGAUGUUCUUCGUGCACUUGCUUCUUGGCUACAUGGCGAGCAUUGCGCAAGGGUGCCAACUGCCCACCGAGUGGCGUCCACUGAGUGAGAGCUGCCGUGCGGAACUGGCGGAGAUCAUUGUGUACGCCAAGGUGCUGGCCAUUCACCGGGAGCAGUAUGGCAGGGCAGAGGGCCUCUACAACUCCCUGCCAUUCCCGUACGGGUAUGGUUAUGAGGGCGCAGAGGAAGGGUUGCUCUACUCGGCAGAGGUGGAGCUCAUGUGCGACCAGGCGUGGGGCAGCAUGCUGGAGGUGCCGGCGGGCUCACGCCUCAACCUGACAGGGCUGGGUUACCUGUCGUGCCAGACUCACACCGUGAUGGAGAACUACUCCUACAUCUUCUUCCUCAGGAUGGAUGAGAACUACAACAUCCUGCCCCACGGGGUCAACUUCCAGGACGCCAUCUUCCCAGACACCUUAGAGAACCGCCGUACGUUCUCCAGCCUGUUCCAGUUCUCCAACUGCUCCCACGGCCAACCCCUCCAGACUUUCAGCCCCGAGUGGGACCCCCAGGAGGACAGCAGGCUCAUGUGCUCCUCGGUGCAAGGGGCUCUGUUCAAGGAGGAGGAGAAGAGCAGGAAGCAGCAGGAGCGCCUGGGCCAGCUGGAGAGGAGGAACAGGCAGCUGAAGGAGCGUGUCCGGAAGGUGAAGCGCUCCCUCCGGAACGCCAGGAAGAGCCAACGCCGGGUGGAGCAGGAGAGGCAAGGGCUGGAGGAGAGGCUGAGGUCAGCGGAGAGACGCGCUGGGCAUCACCUCAAUACCAUCACACAGGAGGCUACGCCCAACAGAUACCAGGAGUCUGUGUUACACCGUACGCCACACACACCGCUUUAGCCUCUGGACUGGAUGUUGUUAAAGACUGCUGGGCAGUCUCUCUAAUUCCUGUUGUUCACACGCACGCACGCACCCACACAUGCACACAUGCAAAGGCGAUCCUAAUUUAGUGCCAUAUUCAGACAUAUAUGCUGUAGUUCCUACACACUUUACAUAGAGAGGGCAUCCAGUAGCUCUCGAAUAGCAGACAGAGGGAAUUUGUAUUAGUGAAUGACUAGAGAGAAUGAGAGAGAUAUUGUGUAUAGCUCCUAUUAAUACACAGCACUGUCAUACAGCUGAUGGAUAUACAGAUGAAAUGAAUUUAGAGUGAGUAUAUGAUGAGUGAAUGACUGGAGUGAAUGAAGAAAGUGAGAUUGCUUUCUGGUAGAUGUGUCUGUGGGCAUUUGUGCCAUGUGUUGUCUGUUGCUGCCUAGUGUCAAUACCACCAAGGACAAUGUCGAUGAGGCACUUUUUUUUUUUUUAUAUGAAUGUAUUCCUUAAGCUGCAUAUAAACUCUAAUGAGGCAU